Molecule: messenger RNA, 1287 nt
Organism: Cotesia congregata
Lineage: Eukaryota; Metazoa; Arthropoda; Insecta; Hymenoptera; Braconidae
Source: the annotation of a GenBank genome assembly
AUGUUAAGUGGGCAGUUAGCAAUUAAACUCUCGGGAAAAAUUUUGACCUCUGGUAGCGACGUGGUGGCGACAAAAAGGCAGAGAGCGAAAAGCCCUGAGCCGGGGUCGCGACUCGCGAUGACAGUUCACCACCAGAGUCACCACGUAGCUGCGUUGAAUGGGAUCACCGUGCAAGCCGGGGCCGGAGGGUUGAAUCUCACCCGGAUGCCGGGUCUCGAGGCACACAGGUUAGAAAGUGACAGGCUGAGCUUGGACUCGAGGGCGGAUGUUAUCAAUAAUAAUAAUAGUCAUAACCUUAGUUUGAGUCUGAGUGGAAAUCACGGGGACCGGGCGGAUAAUGCCUCUACGACGAUGCCGCACAGGUCGAGGUUCAUGAUCACCGAUAUCCUGGCCGACGCCUCCAGUCCCGCGUCCUUGCAAUGCCAGGAGCCACCCUUGAGUCCGCCGGCUGCUCCAAGGGACCUCAGUGUUCGCCCGGGGAAGAAUUCUGGGGGUCUCAAGAGGAAAAGGGACGAGGACAGUGAUGCCAGUCACCACGAUGCCACUUCUAUGUCUUCCAAUGGUGUUAAAGAGGAACACGAUCAAAAAGAGUCUUCUUCAAGUUCCCAAAACUCACCGCCAAGUAAAAAGCAGCGCAAAGCGCGGACGGCGUUCACAGACAACCAGCUCCAAACACUCGAGAAGAGUUUUGAGCGGCAAAAGUACCUGAGCGUUCAGGAUCGGAUGGAGUUAGCGGCCAAGUUACAAUUAACGGAUACGCAGGUCAAAACGUGGUACCAAAAUAGAAGAACAAAAUGGAAAAGACAAACGAUAGUUAGCUUCGAAAUCCUUGCCGAGGCGAGUAAUUACGUUUCCUUCGGAAAUGUGUACGCCGGUCGGGCUGGUAUGCCGACGCAGCCUUCCUACUGGUACCCUGGAGCACCAGUAGGAGUACCUCCACCAAAUGAGCUCUUCUACAGACAAGCAUCAGCCGCAGCCGCAGUAACGCUGCAGAAACCGAUGCCUCACCGAUUUUACCCGCCGAUGCAAAUGCUUGCCGGUCCUAGUGCAAAUGUUCCCCUGGGAAACCUCGCGGCCAGCUCGAGUCUCUCCAGCCUUAGCAGCUACUACAACCGCGAAAGCCCGGAGAUAAUGCCGGACCGAGAACGGGAACGGGAACGGGAACAUCUCGAACGAGUAGCGCUCAGGGCGAGGAGCAAAAGCCUGGAAAGGAGUCCUCCGCCUCGGGAUGACAGUCCGCAAAGUAAUCGCAAUGACAGCGACGAUGAAAGCAUCAAUGACAUCUAG